CUGUGGUGUACUUCGGUCGGCUUUAUUCAUUCGUAACCAGUGAAAACUGUUAAAAUGCCUAUGGAAGAUUCGUUACUUCAGCUAUCUGCUGGGAAAAUUCGUGGACGGAAAGAUACACUUCCGAAUGACCAUCUAUUAGCGGGGGCGCAUCCACUUUAGUUUCCGUAAUUGAUGGGAACGCGUUCAGCUAGGCCGAGUCUCUACGUCAGCUGUAACUGUGAGCCGACGAUACAAUGUAAAUCUGCUGUAAAACUGCCAUGCGAAGCAGUUCUAAUCCCAGUUUCAACCGAGUGGUGAACGAACCAACAACAACCUUUACAAGUGCCGCCUCUGCUUGCUGAAAACCAACAACAAACCGAAUAAAAAUGAGUUGUGCUUUGAACGAUGUGGUGCUUUGUCUUCCGGCUGGUCGAAUUCAAGGCCGUACCAAUCAGCUGCCCAAUGGAAAAGACUACUACAGUUUCAAGGGCAUUCCGUACGCUAAACCGCCCGUUGGAGAACUUCGCUUUAAGCCACCGGUUCCAGUGGACAGAUUCUGUGAUGCCGAGGACGACGACGAUCUGCUAGUCUGCAGCUACGAGCGUAACUCGUGUCCAGCGCUGAUGCAGCUACCUCCGACCACGGUUUCGAUCGGUGAAGAUUGUCUGCAUGCCAACGUGGCCACUCCGGUGCAUCCGUCCGACGUAGAUCAACAACCUCCACUUCCCGUGAUGGUUUGGAUCCACGGUGGUGCGUUCAAUCUGGGAAACGGCGACUCUUCACUGUACUGUCCUCAGUAUCUGGUUCAACAGGGCGUCAUAGUCGUGACCUUUAACUACCGCUUGGGACCGAUUGGAUUUCUGCAGCUACCCUCCGCAGGCAUUCACGGCAAUAUGGGUCUGAAAGAUCAACGACUACUGUUGCGUUGGGUCAACAAAAACAUCUCUUUCUUCGGCGGAGAUCCAACCAACGUGACACUGUUUGGGGAGAGUGCCGGGUCAGCUUCGGUACAUCUGCACUAUCUGACCGAGGAGUCUCGCAAGUAUUUCCACAAAGCGAUUUGUCAAUCUGGAACAGCGUUCAACGUUUGGGUUGAGCAAAAAGAAUGUGAAACUAAGGCACGGACGCUGGCCAAGAACCUCGGGUGUACCGGUGAUAGUGAUGAGGAGGUUUACGAAACUCUAAUGAGCGCAUCCGUCUUUGAUCUGUUUGCCAAGUCCGAGGGCUGCAUGACGAUGAACGACAUGCUGGCGAUGCGUAUGUUUCCCUUCACACCCACGGUUGAGUCGGCCGAUUCCGAGGAACCGUUCAUCACGGAAAACUACACCGACAUUCUGCACCGGCCGGACCUCACCUCGAUUCCGCUGAUCAUCGGAUUCAACAGCAACGAGUCCGUAACAUUUCUUCCUCUGCUACAACCUGCGAUUAGAAUGUUUUCCCAAGAUCCGAGGGCUUUCGUUCCGGCACAACUUACUGUUCCCGCGGACGAGCUGGCCUCAGUUGGGGCGGAGAUCAAGCGAUUCUACUACGGAGACAACACCGCGCACUGUUUGACCGGCUUUCUGGACUACGUGUCCGACAUUUGGUUCAUCAUACCGUCGUUUGUCGCCAGCGAGCUUCAGGCGAGAUUCCAGCAAAAUGCCCCCCAAUUCUGCUACUAUUUCGAUUUUGACUGCGAAUUCAACUACCUGAAAGCAAACCCUCAAGCUGCACACCAGCUGGAAGGAGUGGCCCAUGGUGACGACAUUUCGUACCUGUUCAAACGAAACGUAUCCGAAGCUAUGAUCGAGGAUGGAAGUCGCGCCGAUGAGUAUCGCACCAUUACGGUUCAAUUGUGGACCAAUUUUGCUAAGUUUGGUCACCCUACGCCGGAAUCGGGCGAGCUUGGAUUUGAGUGGAAACCUUCGGAACCAAUCGAUUGUGAUCAGGAAGAGUUUGUUCUCAAGGCGUUGCACUUGACCGAUCCGAUUCGAAUGAUUGAACAACCGUUCGAAAAGCGGAUUCAUUUUUGGAAAGAGUUGUUUGCGAGGUUUGGAGAUAAUUAUCUGCUUUUGAAAAGUAACAAAAUCGACGAAUCUCCACUGCCACUACAGAAGGCACCUCCAUGGAUCCAAACCAUCACCGGUAGCUUGGCAGUGAUCGAUCCCUUUCCGGAUCCAACCGGAGUGUACACGUUCAAGAACAAGCAGUCCUCAGAUCCCACCGAGUCAGGCGGGAUCUGUAAAAGGAAAAACACUCAAUUAGUUUCGUACGAAAGGUCUCCAACGAUGGACGGAAGGCAUAAAUUAAGUGCAUCUGGAGCGACGUCAACGAGAGACUUUGAGAGAGUUUUGGCUGAGAUCGGACCGGGCAAGCUGCUCGGAGUGGUGGAGCGGCUGCCAAGUGGAGCCGAAUACUUUGUGUUCAAGGGGAUUCCGUACGCGAAGGCACCUGUUGGUGAACUGAGGUUUCAGCCUCCCCAGCUAUUACCCCAACUGCCCUUUUCCCCUUUGGACUGUGCCCAGGAUGCCCCAGGAUGUUUCACGGUGGACAACUACCUGCCAAACGAUCAAAUGUCCGAGGACUGCCUCCACCUGAACGUGUUCACGCCCAGUUUGCCUUCUAAACCACCUAGCGAAACCCCCCAGCUUCCGGUUAUGGUGUGGUUCCAUGGCGGUGGCUUCGUCACCGGAAGUGCCCAAUCUUCAAUGUAUGGCGCCAAGCAUCUGGUCCAGGAGGGCGUGGUGAUCGUUACGGUCAACUACCGAUUGGGGCCGCUGGGAUUUCUGUGUCUUCCUGACGUUGGAAUUCAUGGGAACAUGGGCCUCAAGGAUCAACGGAUGAGUUUGGCGUGGGUUAGGGAAAAUAUUAAGGGAUUUGGGGGCAAUCCGGAUAACGUUACGAUUUUUGGGCAAAGCGCUGGUGGAUCUUCGGUACAUUUGCACUAUUUAUCGGAGAAUUCAAGGCCGUUAUUUCACAAGGCAAUAGCUCAAAGUGGAACUGCGUUCAAUCAGUGGGUUCUACAGAAGGAUCCAGAUGGUCGGGCUCGUAGACUAGCGAAGCUUCUUGGUUGUAAGGACGAAAACAAUGAUGAACUGGUGUAUGACUGCCUGGUGACCGCUAGUCCAAAGGAAAUUACGGAUUUGCAAUACCAAGUGAUGACUAGCGAAGAAAGAUCCGUGGUUGUCAACUUCCCAUUUACACCCGUUGUUGAACGAGCUAAUUCACAACAUCCAAUAAUUAUUGGACAUCCGGUAGAACUCAUCAAGAAAAAACUCCCAAAAAGUAUUCCAAUAAUGAUGGGAAUUAUGAGCGAAGAAGGUGUUGCGUUAGCAAGUCACGUGCUGAGUUCGCUGGAUUUGUACAAACAAACAUUGGAAACUCAACUGCUCCCAUUUGCAUUAGACAUCGCCGAUGAAAAGAUUAGCAAAGAUGCAUUUUCCAGUAUCAAGAAGUUUUUCUUCAAAGAACAAGCUUUAUCGAUCGAGACCGUCCCAAAUUUAGUGCAGGUUCUUGGUGAUAAUGCAAACAAGUUUGCAGGUUAUCUUUCGGCAGAAUUACACAACCUACAUCAGAGUUCACCACUUUAUUUCUACAUCUUCUCCUAUAUGUUGGAGUUGAACAAACUUCGCGAACUAAGUCAAGCUCCUGCAUCCUGUCCUGGAGCAGCUCAUGGAGAUGAUCUUUGCUACUUGUUCUCAUCAUCGUUUUCAACACAGACAACAUAAGAAUCUAGUCCUGCCCGAGAAUACCGCACAACCAUGUGUAAACUUUGGACAAACUUUGCCAAACUUGGAACUCCAACUCCAGACAACUCACUGGGAUUUCGCUGGUCAUCGGUUCAAGAGGCUAUUGGAUCAAAUUUUGAACUUCAUGCUCUGGAUCUCAACGAUAGGCCCACGAUGGUUGCAAACCCAUUUGCGGACCGUUUCACCUUUUGGAAAGCCCUGUUCCAGCAGUACAAUGGAAGUCAUUUAAAUAUAAACUAAACCAGA
Messenger RNA from Culex quinquefasciatus (southern house mosquito), 3953 nucleotides. RefSeq lists its product as uncharacterized. The record is from RefSeq and is a predicted model, not a curated record. NCBI's taxonomy places the organism in Eukaryota, Metazoa, Arthropoda, Insecta, Diptera, Culicidae.